AUGCAACAAGAGAAGAAAGAAAAGAAUCAAGUUACAACGGCUGAAUUUCGUGUUUCCCACGAAGAGAAGCAGCACAUUGCAGAAAAAAUCGAAGAACAAAAGAAGAAGACUGUAAGCGAAAAAUUGAUUUAUAGUGCCUUGACCAAAGCAAAAGAAAUGGAAUUAAAAAGUCCAUUGAAACAUAGACAUAGCAGUGGCUCAGCAUUCUCGGCAAGCGUCAUUCGUGAUGAAAGAGAACGCGAGAAGAAAGAGAUAUCUGAGCUAAACGAGCGAUUUGCCAAUUAUAUUGAAAAAGUGCGUUUCCUGAGCGCUCAAAACCAGAAAAUGGAACAUGAUCUAGUUACUUUUAAAGCUCGGAUUGGAAAGGAUUCGUCGUUUACGAGACAAAUGUGUGAAACCGAACUUGCUGACGCUAGAAAGAUAGCCGAACAAGAGACUACUGAAACAGAUGAGUUGAUCGGUAAAAUGCCUGAACUGCAGCAAGAAAUCACUGAAUACAAGAAAAGAUAUGAUGAGGCUUGCAAAAAGAACGAAGCCGAUGCAAAACAUAUCGACAAGCUUAUCGAGAAGUUUUGUAAAUUGGAGUAUGAGAAGAACCUUUUGCGUCGUCGGUUAGAGGAACGCGAUAGCGUGCUUUUGAAUCUCAAAAAACUGAACGCUUACUAUUUGACAAUGCAAACUCGAUUACGCGUGGAACUCGAAACCGAGUCUACGUCUCACGCGGACUUUAAAAUUAGAGCUGAAGCCCUUUCUGAUGAACUUGAAUUUAUACGUCAGGAACAAGAACAGGAGUUACGAGAAUUGCAAGGUGAAACGGCUCGAGAUACUACUUGGGAAAAUCAGGAAUACUUCAGAAGAGAGUUGUCCAGCGCUAUUCGCUCCCUCCGCAAAGAAUAUGACCAAAUUACAAUAGAAAACAGAACUGAAAUGGAAACGUGGUACAAACUAAAAAUUAAAGAAUUUCGUUCGGAAACAAGCCGGCAGUUACUCGAAAAGAACUACUCUUAUCAGGAGGUAAAACGUCUUCGAGUUCAACGAACAGAGGUGAAAAGUCGUCUCACAAAGUUGGAAGAAAGGAAUUCUAUUUUGACGAAGCAGGUUGGAGAUCUGCAGCGUCAGAUCAAUGAAGAACAACAAAAUUAUCGUAUCUUCUUAGAAGAACGAGAAAAUUCAAUCAGAACUCUUACUGAGGAGCUUGAGCAGUUGUCUGUCGAACUUCAAGGUCUUACUGACACUAAAGAGUCGCUCGAGGAAGAGAUUGCCGAGUACCGCAAACUGUUGGAAGGAGGUGAAAGAAAGACAAAGAAACUACCUGAGGUGCAAGAGCAGAAAUUAGAGUUUGAUCGAGACGGUAGGUUUAUACGCCUUCAAAACACGAGUAAAACUGAAAGUGCUGCAAUUGGAGAGUGGAAAGUAAAUCAAAUUACCGAUGGUGGAAAUCCAUUAGUUGUUACGUUACCAAAAGACCUUGUUCUAAAACCUGGAAAGACUCUUACAGUGCGUUUUGUCACUUUUUGA
Messenger RNA from Enterobius vermicularis (human pinworm), 1518 nucleotides. The record is from the annotation of a GenBank genome assembly. Lineage: Eukaryota; Metazoa; Nematoda; Chromadorea; Rhabditida; Oxyuridae.